CUCUUUUCUACUCCCUCCGUUAUUUAAUAUAAGUCGUUUUAGAGAAAUCUUUUUGUUCCAACUUAUAUGUCGUUUUCGGUUUUCUAUGUAACAUUUAUUAAUAAUUAAUAUUGUCUGACCAGUGAUAAUAUAUCUUCUAUUUUUCUAUUGGUUGAAUUGUGGUUAGGUAAAUAAUUAAUGAUGUUUUUUUUGAAAAUAUAAUAAAUUAAUGAUUUUCUUAAUUUAUGUGCAUAGCUUUAAAACGACUUAUAUUAAAAAACGGAAGGAGUAUAUUUCUUUUAUUUUUAAUUUUGAUCAAUGGAGAUAUUUUGAAGUUUAUUUUAGUUAUGACUUUAUAAGUUUAAGUUUACGAUUGGACCAAAACCUAAGAUGGACUGAAAAUGUAUAAAGGGCUAACUAAUAAGGCCCAUGACAACAAUUCGUUUUGUUUUAUUCGCCGGUUCUUAAAUUUUUAAAACAUGAUUAAUGCGGAUCUCUUAAAAUGAUGUUUUACGGUAAUAUAAGAAACUUCUUUUAGUUUUUUCUUAACUAAAUCCUAUCAUGAACUACAUAUGGUUGGCUUAUUUUCAUGCAACAUUUAAAUAAAACACAUUUAAAUAAUGAAACGCAUAUCUAUAAAUAAUUAUUUUUGGGUUGAAAUUAGAUUUGUAAUUGAACCGUCCUAAACCGCUUGGUUCAUCCAUUCAAUCCAAUGAUUCAAUGUUCUUUCCUUUUAUUUCAGCAGUAUUUUUUUUGUUUCCUUUUCUUUCAGACGUCAAUGGCAUAUAUAAAUAAAUAAAUUGAAAACACAAUCAGUCGUGGUUCUAAUCAGGUUUGUGUCUGGAUCCUCUCUCACAUCACAGAAAGCCUAGCGCUAGAAGGGAAAUCCGGUAAUCAAAUCAAUGAAAGGAAGAUGUACGAUUCAGGGAUGUAGUCGAUUGGCAUUGAAGACGAGGAAGAAUGAGACGAAGAAGGUGUGUGGGCUGUGGUCGCUGCCAGAUGAUGUGUUUGUGGACUGCCUGGCUCAGGUGUCGAGAUUGGACCUCGUGGCCUUAGCUAUGGUCUCCAGGAGACACCGGUUUUACGCAGUGUCGACUAGAUUCUGGGCCUUGAGGUAUCGGAUGGGUAACGUGGACCCAUACUUGUACGUAUUUAUGCACAUGCAUCCCGACCCAAGCCCAUGUUGGUUCGUCCUCCACCCCAUGCAACGUCGGCUGAAACGUAUCAAUUUGAACUUGUAUCCGGCGACCCCAGUAACAGGAUCAUGUUUCGUGAAGAUGGAUUUGGGGAUCUAUACUAUCGGUGGACUCAUCAACGGCAAACCAACAUCGGAAGUCACGUUUCUGAAUUGUAUCGAGCACACAGUGUACCGCAUCACGCCUAUGAAGAUGGCUCGAAGCGGAGCAUCGGCAAGUUUGAUAGAGGACGGGGAGAAUAAGAAGAAGAAGAAGAUAUACGUGUUUGGAGGGUGCUGGGAUGUGGCUGAUUCCUCCAACUGCGUAGAGGUAUAUGAUAUCGAAACCGGAACGUGGGAGUUGUUGUCUGUGUCUACGCCCAAGAUGCCCCUCAAAAUCAAAGAGAGUAUGGUGAUGGACGAGAAGCAUGUCUACGCGGUGGAUGAGGAUGGUGAAAUCUUUGUUUUCUUGACAAGCAAAAGUAUGUUUUGCGCAGAGGGAGAAAAAGAGACUAACCUCAGACGUUUUUCUGCCGUGGUGUCGGCGGGAGAAUACUGUGGCGUUUGCCGCGUGAGUUUGGUUGGAAGGAAGUCAAGGGUUUGGAAGAGCUGCAGCAGCAACACAUUAUCAAACUCUGCGCCUUCUCUGUCCAGAGGAUGGCCAUCUUCUGGGAAGCCCAAGGUUCUGAUCAGAUUUUGGAGCUUUGGUAUGCCGAGAUUACCCUCAAAAUGACAAGACGCGAGGAAGGCGAGGAGGAGGAGGUAUGGGAGGUUUGGGGGAACAUUGAGUGGUCCGGUGCUGUCCUCUCAGACUCAUCAUACACUGGCCUUAACUUGUUAUUUGCUGAUUCUCUCUAUCUCUGAAUAUAUCCUCAAGCCUUUUGUUUUUUUUUCCAAAACUUUAUUUUAUGUAUCUCCUGUUCGUGUCAUUUUAUAUAAUUUGGAAUUCAGUCAGAAAGCUUUUAAUCUUGAGUCAAAGUUUAUGAAGAAAACAUAGAAUAAUAAUAUUGCAACAUGUUGCUGAUUUGUGUUUCUGUGAUUAGUUACUAUUUGUCCUAACAUUGAGUGAAGAUCCUAUGUGCGCUUUGCCCGAAGAUAGCUUCACAACUUUGGACUCAGUGGACAUCAUCUUCCGGUAAGUAAGUUGGAACACAAGCCCUGCCAUAACACUAGACAUUGAUGAUGCAAGACAUUGGGGAAACUGUCAUUCUGUUUCCAUCUAAACUCAAUUUUUGUUUUUGUUUUUGUUUUUGUCUUCUACUCUUGUGUUCCAUAAAGUUUUGAUCUGUCUUAAACUCCAAUUGCUGCAGUUAAAAUCACAUUCUUGAUCUGAACAAGGACAAGUGGUGAAAAGCUUUUGAUAUUUCUUUCAUCAAUAAUCACUGAGCGACACUUGAGAGUUCCAUAUGAGGUAUAAGUUGUCUUCAUUAAACAUCCUGGACUUAGGAUUUUGUUGAUGAUAUACAAAAGAGGUGCAUGACUCAUCAGAUAUGUGUAAGGAGGUUAUCAAAGUUUUGGAGCAAAACGGCAGGCAGGCAGAAGAACAGCAACUUAACCAGCUAGUGUCAUGUUGUAUAAGCAAUCAACAGAAGAAUGGCUAAACAACUUCAGAGGAAGAUGGAAGACGAUGAUCUCAACAGAUCCCAGGUUGUUUAUACAGGAACAAGCUCUUGCAAUCUGUGGCUAAGAGGCACUAAACAAAGUGAUGGAGCUUGCACUUUACUAAUACGUUUUUAGAGGAACGGAACAAGUUUUUUCAAGAGAGUCUAUGAUGUGAUCUAAAGUUUGAUAGAGAAGCACUUUACUAAUACGUUUCGUUUCUGUUACCAUGAGGACUUACUUACAUGGC
Brassica rapa (field mustard) is the source of this 3002-nucleotide messenger RNA. Its product is annotated as F-box/kelch-repeat protein At4g39560-like. Gene Ontology annotation, molecular function: protein binding. NCBI's taxonomy places the organism in Eukaryota, Viridiplantae, Streptophyta, Magnoliopsida, Brassicales, Brassicaceae. The record is from RefSeq and is a predicted model, not a curated record.